UAAAUAAUAUUUGCAGCGCGUACAAAAAUGUUUAUAGAAUUUUAUUGUAUAAUUGAGUACAACUAGAACAACUUAUACACUUUGACUAUGCUGCGAAGUCUGGUGCGCAGCAUUCAAAAUGCUUGCAAAUUACACCUCAACUCGAAAGCACACACAGCCCCUCUUUUAACAAGAACAGCUUGUCGGGCGCUAUUUACACAAUAUGAAUAUGAGGACAACAGGAUAUUGAAGAAGCCGGCGAUGGCUUCGGCCAGAAUUAGUAGCCAUGCGUCACAAAUCGGCAACGAGACGGAUAGUGACUAUGUGCCGUAUCAAGCAAAUCUGGAAACAGGCAGUCGGAUCAGUGUUUUGAUUGAAGCGCUGCGCGUGCGUUUCCGUUUCACGGAGGCCGAAGUGCAGCGCAUUGUAAGUGAUGAUCAAGUGCAGCGCUUCUAUCGGAAUCGAUUCCUAAUUCAAACGAUGGAUACACUGAUAAUGCAAGGUAUCACCAAGCAUAGCUUUGUUGAGUACCCCUGGCUGCUAGCCCUAGACCAGAAACGCCUGGAUCUCAAGCUGCAGCUAAUCAAAACAAUGCAAAUGCAAGACAUUAACCACUUUGUUGCCUUUCUGCGCCUGACGCUCCCACGCCUUCGGAAGCUAGUGAGUGCCUUAAAUGCGGAAACCGGAGAGUUAUCCCAAAAGAAUCGGGUCUACUAUAUAAGCGAGAAGUUAGAAGUUCGUCCAGAGAUUGUCACCAAAUAUCUGUCCAAACGAUUGUUUAUACUGGAAAUGCCCUAUGACAUGUUUGAGAAGAACCUCCAGCACAUGAUUCACUACAAUGUAUCGCCUAUCAACAUACUUAAGGAUCUGUGGGCCUUCCGCUAUACACCCAAAUCGGUUGAGUUGCGCUUUGAACGCGCCAAGCGUGCCAAAAAGGACAAAAUAAUGCCAUGGAUGGUCCGCUGUCCAGAACCAAUUUUGCAACGUUCUCUUAAGCUUUCACUGGACGAGCUACAGGUGCUGGGCAAGUUCUCCUCAGUUGUGGAGUAUUUGGCACAUCGUUUGGACUUCAACGUAAGUGAAGCCAAGGCCAUUAUGGACAGGCAUCCACAAGUGCACACAGUUCGUGUUACCAAGAUCAAGGAGGUGCUGGACUAUUUACUUAAUGAAGCCAAGUUCACGCGGUUCGAAAUUGCUCAAGUGCCGCGCAUUUUAUGUCAUAGCCUGAAGACCACGCAAAAGCGCAUGGAGGAGCUGGCGUCGUACGGCUGUCGACCUUCUACGCUGGUAAUUCUCUGCCGGAGUCGACGGGAAUACGAGAAGUUCUUACAACAAUGGAUCGAACAGCGGGGAACAAAACAGCAGGCAACCGCAGAGUAGCCUAAUGGCAACCUCUGAUUAUUUUGUGCAACGAUUGAUGCCCGACGAGCAUAAAUAAAAAGAAAAACCAAACAACAACACUAGAUUUUCCACAAAUACAUAUAUAUUGACAGACAUUUGAACACUGC
This is a messenger RNA of Drosophila innubila, 1487 nucleotides long. RefSeq names its product transcription termination factor, mitochondrial (gene mTTF). Bases 88 to 1359 code for a protein of 423 amino acids. Lineage: Eukaryota; Metazoa; Arthropoda; Insecta; Diptera; Drosophilidae. Gene Ontology annotation, cellular component: mitochondrial matrix. The transcript is spliced from 4 exons. The record is from RefSeq and is a predicted model, not a curated record. Gene Ontology annotation, molecular function: double-stranded DNA binding. Gene Ontology annotation, biological process: regulation of DNA-templated transcription; termination of mitochondrial transcription.